Carcharodon carcharias (great white shark) is the source of this 3112-nucleotide messenger RNA. Its product is annotated as microfibrillar-associated protein 3-like. The transcript has 3 exons. The coding region runs from base 326 to 1399 and encodes 357 amino acids. The record is from RefSeq and is a predicted model, not a curated record. NCBI's taxonomy places the organism in Eukaryota, Metazoa, Chordata, Chondrichthyes, Lamniformes, Lamnidae.
UCAGUGCGCAUGUUCCACACUCCUUGCACAGCGCCUCUGUGGCCAGGCGGACUGUAGCACGAUUCAGUGCGCGUAUGCCAGUCGUUGGCUCCAGCGAGGAGAAAAACAAUGGAAUUGGAGGUUUUUAAUUGAACUUGAACGUACAUGUGAGAAUCUGAUCUGGGCUCUUUGUGGAUACCACAAAACUGGCAAGCGUUAUGAACAGAUUGUUGAAAAAUCCGUAUGUCCACAUGAAACCUGCAUCACAUUGCAUUGGAUUUGCAGUAGAUUUACACUAAUAAUUAGACUUGCCUAUUGUAAAUGCUGAAAAUAUCUUUCUUUUCUAAUGAAGCACUCAGGUUUAACACUAUCCAUGUUUUUCAACUGCUGCACAUUUGUUUGCACAUUAUAUAAUGGUGCAAAUCACAGUUAUGUUAGUACAGAAACGGCCAGUUCUGCGUCAAAUGCAAGAUCUCUGUCAAGCCUACCAGCCCACCGUGACCUAAUAGUAAAGGAAGGGACCAGUGUGUUAAUUGAAUGCAAUGUGAACAGCAGCCAGUUGCACAAUGUUCUGUGGUACAACUCGAAGGGAGAUCUGUUGGAAGAAACUGGAGAAACAGGUGGAAAAUGGCUUAUUUUAGACAGUGGAGAACUGAACAUCACCAGUAUUACAUUUGCUGAUCGAGGUCGUUACACAUGCGUCGCAACAAACUCUUAUGGCACUUUAAAUUACACAGUCACCUUGCGUGUUGUCUUCACCACAGGCGACAUGGGUGUUUAUUAUAUGAUAGUUUGCCUCAUUGCUUUCACAAUUGUUAUGAUACUGAACAUCACUCGCCUCUGUAUGAUGAGCAGUCACCUCAGGAAAACUGAAAAAGCAAUCAAUGACUUCUUCAAGAUGGAAGGAGCAGAAAAAUUACAGAAGGCAUUUGAAAUUGCAAAACGCAUUCCUAUCAUCACAUCUGCAAAGACCCUUGAACUGGCCAAAGUAACUCAGUUUAAGACCAUGGAGUUUGCCAGAUACAUUGAAGAGCUUGCUCGUAGCGUUCCUCUGCCACCUCUUAUCUUGAACUGCAGAGCCUUUGUAGAAGAUAUCAUUGAGGCUGUAUGGAUGGAGGAUGCAGAACAGACCACAAAUGAAGAAAAUAAAGAUGGUCAGGCUGUUGGGGGCAAUGAGGAGAUUUACACUAUUAAUACCGAAAUACAGCGCAGUAGUUCACCUGCAGGAGAAUCAGAUGACUCAUAUGUUCAUGAGGAGUGCCAAGAGAUUGCUGUUCAAGUUUCAGUACAUUCUCAAUCAGAAAAACAAAGCAUUGACACACUAUCCCAAGGGAGCAGCCAACUUGAACAAAGUGAAGAGAAUUUGCCCAAGAUACAGAUAAACAAAACGGAUGGCAUAGUGUAUGAAAGUCAUAUAUAAAUUGUGUAAGCGAUCUUUGAUAUGGAUUAAAAUUGAGAGAAUUGUUCAGUGAGAAAAAGCAAACUUAAAAUGUCACCAAAACAGUUUUUAAGAAUUUUUAAAUGGACCAGAAGGCAAUUAUUUUUAACCCACAUCAAACUUAUGAUUGAUGCGGUGAUGUCAGUUUUCAUAGAAAUGUAUAUGUAGCUUGUGGCCACUGUGGGCUGCCACUAAAGAGGCUAAUAGCCGCUUGUAUUUAGAAGGUGCAAGGUGUCGAGCGUAAAUCUUCUUUUACGAUCAUAUGUAGCUGUAAUUUGAUAGUCGUGCCCUAUUUAAUGGAUGUAAAGAUGAUUUGACUAAAUGUAUAGAGAAAAUCAAAAGUGUGGUGUCGUGGAAAGUGACCCAUUGACAUGGUUUUGCAAUGCCAUCUUAAAAAUUUGAAUUUAACAUAUCAUCUGGGGCUUAUUUGAAUGUAAAAUAUUAUAAGACUGAAGACCUUGCCGUGGGGACUAAUUAAAGAUCUCAAGAAUUUCUAGCCAGUCUUGAAAUUCGCUAAGAUUCAGUCUAGCUUCUAACUAUACACUGCCUGCCAUUGUAUAGUUUAAACCAAAUCUUUGAGCAUUGACUCAUUAUUUCCCUAGCAAACCACCAACAAAUCAUUCACUGCAAGCCUGGAAAAAAAUGAUACUAGCCCAUGAUUGUUCAGAAGAUUCAUGUGGUAAGGCUACAGCCUUGCUGGUAACAGAUGUACAUUAUUGUUUCUGAAGCACCAAAAAGGAUUAAGUUUCUUUUCUGUCCAAAAAAGUAUAUUUUAAGAUACAUUUCAUCAUCUUUAUUCUGUUACAUUGAGGUGUGGAAGGAUUUUUGGUGUCUAAAGAAGACCUAAAUUUUAUUGUAUGUUCAAGUGCAUGAUUCUCUUCUGAUAUCUCCUUAAGCAAGAGGUAUUGAGUUAACUAUUUUCUACAUAAUGCAUGCAACUGUUUCUACACUUUGUUACUUCCCUUGUAUCCCACGUGUCUGCCAAUCCUAGCACAAUUCAGUAUAGCAGCUAUGAUUCUAAUGUUCAAUGAAGUGUCUUGUAGAUAUGCCUUCUCGUCUAUAGGAGUGAUUUGUUACAAAGGUGUAUUAAUGACAUUAACUUCAUGGCAUUUAGCAAUCUCGUACAAAUGCAGUGGUGCUUUGAAUUGAAUACUCAGUAAACUGCAUAAGAUGACUGACUCAAUACCUCAUCUAUUUUCACUUUACCUUUUUGAAUGGAUUAUUAUUAUUGUUUUAUUGCUUCAGUUGGUUUAGUCAUGUUUCAAACUCUUGCAUAUGUAAAUUGUGAUGUUUAAACUCAUCAGCACAGGAUAAUCUAGGGACCAAUAGUAGUCUUAAUGACUGCUCAAAGCAUUACUCAUUUCAUUUCUCUUAAUUUACCUUAAGUUUACUUUUAUCUUUAAAUGAUGGCUAAUUAUAACUUAGAAAAUUAGGUCCAUGAAAUUUCUAUGUUAACCAGUUUGGAAAUGUUAGCCACCUAUACUCUUUAUAUAGCCAAAGCAAAUAUUCUUUAGAGUUGUAAUUUCAACUUGAGUUCCGUGGUACUGCUUUUCUAUGAAGUAAAAGUUGUUAAUAGUUGAUGCUAAUUAUUUCACAGUUUAUGUUCUGACAUUAAAUAAUUUGUUCUGUAUACAUACAAUUGCAUUGGUAAAAUUGAAUCCUGUCAAUUAAAUUUAUCAGCUAUAAAAGAUGAAA